ACUGUCAGUUGCAUGUUAUUGUUAUUAUUUACUGAUCAUUAGAAUAAGUCAAUCAAGUUAAACUAAUUUAAUUGCGCACAACGGUCAACUAUUAUGAAUAUCUAUCUUAAAAAAUGCGUGUCACACAACUCUUACGGUACCGUUUUCUAUCGAAUGAUCAGUUCCUCCGAAGUGGCAACCGCUUUACGGCCCUUCUAUUUCGCAGUACACCCAGACCUUUUCGGGCGGUAUCCCCAACAACGGCAGGUUAAUGAAGAAUCGCUCAAAUUUCUCAGCGCACACUUGGAAUCGCUGCUUAGCCAGAGACGAGUGCUGCCAUCCACACCUCAACAACUCCCUUUCUAUGUGCGAGCCUCAAACUCGCCGGAACAACGUGGACAGUUCAAUCUUAUAAAGGUGCCAUUGGAACGAACCACUGAUACUAAGUUGGUUUUGCGGAAGAUUUUAGAGUCGUGCAACCUUUCUACGGACUAUGUGGACAAAAUGUCACCUGGAAGUUCUACCACAAGCAUGAAAGGUCAACGACCAAGGUCAAAUUCCGACGGUGAUGGACAAGACAGUUCGUUUUUUCAUCGUAAGCGACCGGAUGAGGAGUCACCAUUCGAGAGCGAGUUCGAUAUAUUUCAGUUCCGAGUUAAAAAGGCAAAAGAGAAUGAAUCGCUCAAAUUCUGGUUGCAAAAGCACAUGGUCACGGCCAAUGUGCGUACGAGGGGAUUGCAAGAGUUGAAGGACGAGGUUGAAAAGCUCAAGGAGUCGAUAAUGAAAUUGUUAAAAGUCAAGGAUAUACUGUAUGAUUGCGGCUGGAAUGUGGAGCAUUUUAGAGGCUGCCUUAAAAGUUUGGAACGAUUGGCAGCGUUGUAUCCCCAGGCAAUGUUAGAUCUCAAAGAUAGAGUUGUUGUGUUUGCGGCAUUCACCGGGGUUAGUUUGGAUGGACACGUAAUGCUCUACACAGGGGAUGUCCAAAGAAACUGGUUGGAUCUUAUUCAACAUAUUGAAAAGCACGAUGCAUAUUUGCGGAAACUUCCUGCGUAUGAAUAUGCACUUUCGCAGGUGCUACGCAAUAUUCGAGUAGGUCGGCGUAAGUUCAUGCCAAAGGCCGAAGCAAUGUCAUACGCCUCUCAUUUGCGUAAGAUAACCACGUCUUUGCUGGACUACCUAGGAAAAUCUAAAUAUCCAAAAAGUUGGCCACUGGAUCUUUCGAGAUUUGAAAUCGUUGUCGAAUCGGAAGCGGGACCAAUGAUGGUCAGUCCUACCGGGCAGUUGAUUGUACCGGCGACCUGUCCCGGUUCGUUAUUGGUCGACUUUCUGACCACACACAUGGAGGAGUCGCUCGAAAAACAGCAAUCGUACGACCGACAGAAGCACGUGGAGCGUGAUUUACACGCGCGCUGCAUGAAGCAGUUUCAGCUGUUUUCCCUCGAUAAAGACGAUUCCGUCACGCCAGAUCGGAUGAUUGAGUGUUUGGAGAAACUGAUUGCCACGGAUGAAUUGGAGUUGGACGAUAUUCACCUCAACAUCACAACGUACUAUUCUGUGCUGAAUGAUGGUACCGUGUGUAUACCGUGGAACUGGAAGUGAAGUGCAGCAUGGAUUGAUGUGUUGAAUUCAGUCAAAUUAUAGGGCUAGAAGCCGUAUGAUUAUAUCAAUUAACGAAAAAUAUUCAUAUACAUAUAUGUAUAACUAUGUGUAACAAA
This is a messenger RNA of Topomyia yanbarensis, 1694 nucleotides long. Its product is annotated as T-cell activation inhibitor, mitochondrial. The record is from RefSeq and is a predicted model, not a curated record. NCBI's taxonomy places the organism in Eukaryota, Metazoa, Arthropoda, Insecta, Diptera, Culicidae. The transcript is spliced from 3 exons. Gene Ontology annotation, cellular component: mitochondrion. The coding region runs from base 94 to 1578 and encodes 494 amino acids.